CUCGGAGCCAAUUAUUAUGGAGUAACAAAAAAGAUAAUGGGAGGCUUUCCUCUCUCGCUCUGCCUCUCCGCUCUAUAUAUGGCGUGGACACUCAUGGCUUUCGAUUCAUCUUCUCCUUCAUCCCGCCUCUCAUCCGAAUCCCCGAUUUUGCUUUUUCCAGAAUGGGAAGUACUGAAAGAACUAAGUAUGGUGAAUUCACCUAUGAGAAUCUUGAGAGAGAACCUUACUGGCCAUCAGAAAAUCUUCGAAUUUCCAUCACCGGAGCUGGUGGUUUUAUUGCCUCCCACAUAGCAAGGCGCUUGAAGACUGAGGGGCAUUAUAUUAUUGCUUCUGACUGGAAGAAAAAUGAGCAUAUGACUGAAGACAUGUUCUGCCACGAAUUCCAUCUUGUUGAUCUGAGGGUUAUGGAUAACUGUCUCAAGGUGACUGAGGGAGUUGACCAUGUUUUCAACCUUGCUGCUGAUAUGGGUGGGAUGGGCUUUAUCCAAUCCAACCAUUCUGUCAUCAUGUACAACAACACAAUGAUUAGUUUCAACAUGCUUGAGGCUGCCAGGAUUAACAAAGUUAAGAGGUUUUUUUAUGCCUCUAGUGCUUGUAUCUACCCUGAAUUUAAACAGUUGGAAACUAAUGUGAGCUUGAAGGAGUCUGAUGCUUGGCCAGCUGAGCCGCAAGAUGCAUAUGGGCUAGAGAAGCUUGCAACGGAGGAAUUAUGCAAGCACUAUAACAAGGAUUUUGGAAUUGAGUGUCGCGUUGGCAGGUUCCACAACAUUUAUGGUCCCUUCGGGACAUGGAAGGGUGGAAGGGAGAAGGCUCCUGCUGCCUUUUGUCGUAAGGCAAUCACUUCCACAGAUAAAUUUGAGAUGUGGGGGGAUGGACAUCAAACGCGAUCUUUCACUUUCAUAGAUGAGUGCGUGGAAGGUGUACUUAGAUUGACAAAAUCAGAUUUUCGCGAGCCCGUGAACAUUGGAAGUGAUGAGAUGGUCAGCAUGAAUGAGAUGGCUGAGAUUGUUCUUAGCUUUGAGAGCAAGAAAACUCCUAUACAUCACAUUCCCGGGCCAGAAGGUGUUCGUGGCCGUAACUCAGACAACACGCUGAUUAAAGAGAAACUUGGAUGGGCUCCGACUAUGAAGUUGAAGGAUGGGCUGAGAAUUACAUACUUCUGGAUCAAGGAACAGAUUGAGAAAGAGAAGGCUCUAGGUACUGAUAUAUCAGUUUAUGGGUCAUCCAAAGUGGUGCAGACCCAAGCCCCAGUUCAACUAGGCUCGCUCCGGGCAGCAGAUGGCAAAGAGGAAAGUAGUUAAUGGGUGGCUGUAGCAGUAGUCUCCCAAGUGUGUUGGGCGGGGCGGGGAGCGGGCUCCUGUAUUGCUAUGUCAUAGAGUUCUGUGGUUUAGGUUUAUUAGCAAUUUGUUUUGCUGUCCGUGUAUGUGUAGAUGGGAAGUUGAAUAUUUGUUUUGUAUUUUAUGAUUGGUUAAGCCAGUGUACUGCUUAAGGUGUUUCUACUGUGCUGGAAGCUACAAGAUACUUGUGGCUCAGAUGUAAGUUGUGUUGGUGAAAUAAGAAUAGUAAGAUUGCCUUUUUA
Messenger RNA from Prosopis cineraria, 1579 nucleotides. RefSeq names its product GDP-mannose 3,5-epimerase 2-like. NCBI's taxonomy places the organism in Eukaryota, Viridiplantae, Streptophyta, Magnoliopsida, Fabales, Fabaceae. The record is from RefSeq and is a predicted model, not a curated record. The coding region runs from base 162 to 1301 and encodes 379 amino acids. The transcript has 7 exons. Gene Ontology annotation, molecular function: NAD binding; GDP-mannose 3,5-epimerase activity.